Molecule: messenger RNA, 2882 nt
Organism: Lutzomyia longipalpis
Lineage: Eukaryota; Metazoa; Arthropoda; Insecta; Diptera; Psychodidae
Gene: chif
Exons: 4
Coding region: 342-2459 (705 amino acids)
Source: RefSeq, a predicted model, not a curated record
GAUGCGUAAUGGCCGAUUGUCAUUUUGUUGGCUGUGUGUGCAAAAAGUACAUUUUCGUGUAAAAUCCCGUGAAAAUUCGCAUGAAUCAUCAGGAAAAGAUAUGCAAGGAUAAACUGUGAAAUAUUCUAAGGUGAUUCCCUUUGCGAAUUUCCCGUGAAUGUGGGUGUAAAAGUGAAAAAUGCUGAUUUAGAGACGUAAAACACAUUUUUGAAGCUUGAAAAUUCCUUGAAUCAGAAGCAAAAAAAUAAUUAAAAAGAAGCAGAAAAAAGAACAAAAAAAGAAAUCUUAGAGGAUUUAAAAACUUUACGGAAAAUCAUGCGGAAGCCACCAUUUUUGGUGCAAUGCUCCUGGACGUGUGGGAAAGGCGAAAGUCACUGGCCAGGCGAGGUUUAGGCUUCAUCGUGGAUGCGAUGACGCGCAAAAGGAGACCAGCACGUGCGUGCAGUAGAGUCCCGAAGGAGGCAGCAGCAGCAAACUAUGUGAAGGAAACAUUCUACGAAUCCCUCAUUGAGACACGAUCGAGCAAUAAUCGGGGAUUCGUGGGCAAAGUGGCGAAGAAGAAUUGCUUAGAGGUGGACAGCAGGGGGGAGGAGGUGGUGUACGAGAAUGGCCCAUCCCUGCGUUCGAAGAGAGAAACAUGCAAAAGGAUUAACUACACGGAACCUAAGGAUGACGAAUGCCUGAUUGAGCGACGAAAAGGGAAGCCCCUUUACAAGGUGAUCGAUAAAUCCAUGUCGUACACAAAGCAACACGUACACACGGGCAGGGAUCGUUUCCCCGGACGCCCAAAACCCAAAGUCCUCUCGAAUCUCGUGGCGAAGAUUAAGAAGAGACGCAAAACCGAAUUGUCCGUGUUGAGUGAUGAAGCGGACAAUUUUAUGUUUCCCCGGACAACACGAGAUGCCGACACGGAGGACAUUGACACAAAGAUUGAGAUGCUGAACCAUGAAAUGGGUGAAACAGCGUCAACAACGCGCAAAGAAGUUGCCGCCGCCCCGCCCAAUGGCCUCAGACCCAGCAGACGGAAGAGGAAUCACGUCAAUGCCAGUGCCGAAGGGGCAACAGAGCGGCAUCCUGCGCCGCAUGAUGUGGAGGUGAAACAGGAAAUUCCGGAGAUUCCAAAUCUCACGCGAAUCAUUGGGAUGGAUGAGGUGGUGAGGCAUCGAUUUGCCUUCGAGAGGGUGCCAACGACUGAACCGUGGUACGAUGCAUUCCUGCGGCAGGACGAGGGGCGUGAGAGGGUGUUUGAGUACUACGGGAGUACGGCUUAUCGGAAAUUGCCAUUCGAAAUGGGUCCUCUGCCGCCGCUCCCCGCGAAUUGUUGCACCCUUGCGGCGUGUUCGAGUAAAACGCCGGCGGCAACGAAGACGUCAACGGAGACAAAGGAGGAGCCCAAGAAGACGAAGGAGGACCCCAAAGCAGUUCUUUCGGCUGCGAAGAAACGCCAUUUGCUGGACACAGAGUACCCACGGAAGAGUCCGCGUGAGCACGCCUCAACGCUGGCCAUUCUGAGUUGUUUGGUGCAGCAGCGGAAGAAGGAGGAGAGUGCCAGUGAGAGCGACAAGAAUGGGGCGUGCAGCGAUGGGAGUGAGUCGGUGGUGAUGAAGGAGAAGAGAAAAAAGACUGCCUCGCCAAAGAGGGUAUCCCGGGACUAUGUGAGCGUGGCGCAGCUCAAUCGUGAAAUUGAGGAGCUCCUCAGUGAUCCGACCAAUGAGAGCUUCGAGAGUGUGGACUUGAGUGUUCUUGAUGCGGAAUUUGUUCCACUCAGUGGGGCAAUGCCGGAUUUUGUGGAUUUGGUGGCAUCUGCUGCGGAAACUGCGACGGCAGAUGGCGCUGGGGCGGCAGAGUGCGCCAACGCCGCGACGUUGGCACUGAAGAAUGGUGGGACAAAGAAGCGCAAGAACAAUAGAACGGGAUGGCCAAAGUGUAGCAAGAAGGCACGUGGGGUGAGGAAGAGCACAAAUAGCGAUGGGGUGGUGAAUGUGAAGAGUGAGGACUUGUGCGGGGCUGUGGAGGCUGUAUCGCCGGAUAGUGAGAUUUUUACGGUUUCCUCGUCGACGGAGAGCCUCCAGAGUGGGGCGUUGAGUGAUGAUGUGGACGCCAAGACGGCGGCAACAAAGGACAGCGAUACGUUGAGCUUCAGUGCAAAGAGUUGCUUUAUAAGUGACGACCCCGAGGAGGUGAAUGGGACGACGACGCCAAGUGAAGAGGGCGGAGGUGGUGGGGGGAAGACAGAGAGCCCAAGCCCGUUGAGUCCGCGGGAGGAUGAUGAGGAGCGCCGGGGGAGACGGAGGAAUUUCUAUCAGCCAAUUAUUGCACUAAAUCGCCUCGAUACGCAACUUGUCUUCAAUUCCUACAGUCUGAGGUCAUCGGCUGUGACCAAGGAGACCAAGAGGGUGCCCAAGGGGAGCCCAAAAGGGCGAAAGACACGACGGGGAAGGAAGACAACGUACAGAUAGACGCCUAAGAGGAAUGGUCUGGCCUUAGAGAGUCCAUUACACAGGGAACAGCACAGAGCCAAACUCCUCCUGAGGUCCCUUUGCGUCCUGCAUGAAAAGGAAUUCUAGCUCACAAGCCAAGUUGGCAAGACGCAAUGAUUAAAGAAAAAAAUCUCUUAUAUCACACAAUAUUUAGCGAGUUCUUUUGUAUAGAAAAAAAUAUUCCUUCAUCGUUUUUUUUCUACCCUAUAUGUAUUCAAUUUUUUUUAAUUAAAAAGAAAAAAAAAGAUUUACAAAAAAAUAUUUUAUAUAAUUUAAGAUUUUUAUCUCGCUAUGUUGGUAUUAGAAAAAAGAAAAAACAAAAAACAAAAAAACCAUCUCUUUUCCCCGUGAAAAAAAAAAUGUGAAGAAAAAACCUUUUCUCUCAAAGCCUUCAAAGAAAAA